Daphnia pulex (common water flea) is the source of this 1020-nucleotide messenger RNA. Its product is annotated as zinc metalloproteinase nas-13-like. Gene Ontology annotation, biological process: proteolysis. Lineage: Eukaryota; Metazoa; Arthropoda; Branchiopoda; Diplostraca; Daphniidae. The transcript is spliced from 8 exons. Bases 124 to 918 code for a protein of 264 amino acids. Gene Ontology annotation, molecular function: zinc ion binding; metalloendopeptidase activity. The record is from RefSeq and is a predicted model, not a curated record.
AAUACUUGAUAAAAGAAAAGCUAAACGUUUUGUUUUGAAAAGUCCAAACCUACAAUCAAGCGUCCAGCUUCACACAGCAGUCUUUUAAAUCACCCAUACAGUUUUGUUUGGAUUAUCAGAGUCAUGUUCUUUCUAACUGCCUUUUGUUUGGUGCUCCAUUGCACGGUUCCUUUGAUAACAUGGGCAAAACCUCUGGAUAAAACAAAUGAAAUAGAAUUUGCCUCGCUAGAAUCGACGGAUUCCGAACUCAACUUAUUCGAAGGAGACAUUGCCGGCAUUAAUGGCCUUGAUGUAUUAGCUGGCCAAGAGCCAAGGAAUGCCAUAGUGUACGAAAAUCUACUUUGGCCCAACGGCAUAGUCUAUUACAGCAUAGCAGACAACUACACUGCCGUAGAACUCGACAUAAUUGCUCAAGCGAUAAACGAGUAUGAGACGAAAAGUUGCAUUAGAUUUGUACCACGAACGGACCAGCCGGACUAUGUUUACAUCGAGAAAACUGGCGCCGGAUGUUACAGCUAUAUCGGCCGAAUCGGUGUGGCACAGACGGUCUCACUGGACAGCGGCUGCUUAAGCGGUGGGCUUCCAGGUACUGCCAUACACGAGCUAUUGCAUGCCUUGGGUUUCUUUCACGAACAGAGCCGCACUGAUCGUGAUGAUUACGUCAUCAUCAACUACUCCAACAUUCAACCUGGUACUGAAGCGAAUUUCCUUUCUUAUGGUCCUGACGUUAUUCAAUAUCUGGGAGCCUCAUACGACUACGGUUCCGUUAUGCAUUAUGGAGCUUACAGCUUUGGUAUCGAUCCCAGUACUCCGACCAUCAUUACUCGACAGCCGGGUGUUGAAAUCGGGCAGAGAAGAGGAUUCAGUGAAGUGGACUUAUUCAAACUGAAUGCCCUUUACAAAUGCAACGUGGCCUAAAAUUAUAGCCGUGAAACUUUAGAGCAGCUGGGGUUGAUCCAAAUUUAUUUGACUAAUCAUAUGCACAUCACCUUAUUAUUUCUGCUAUUAUAUAAACUUGUU